CUAGACCACACGGCUGAUAUCCAGGUGCAUGCGUGGGGGCAGACACUGAAGGAUAGUUUUGAGCAAACCGUUGUGGCCAUGUUUGGAUACAUGACAGAGCUGGAUGCUAUUGAGAUUGAUGAUUCACAGACUUCUGAAUUCUCAGUCGAGGGUCAUGAUUUGAUGUCGUUGUUGUAUGCGUUGUUGGACGAGUUUUUGUUCCGGUUUAGCGCCGAGGACAACCUGGUGUGCCGUGAGGUUGAAAUUGUCGAGUUUGAUACCGACAACUUUAAGAUUACCGUGCGCGGGAAGGGCGAGGUGUUUGACUUGGCCAAGCACCCACAGGGUACUGAGAUCAAGGCUAUCACCUACUCCAACAUGCAGAUUCACACGGAGCGGGCCACCCAUGAUGUUUACGUCAUUUUGGACAUUUGA
Messenger RNA from Monosiga brevicollis MX1, 414 nucleotides. RefSeq lists its product as uncharacterized. The record is from RefSeq and is a predicted model, not a curated record. The annotation marks the transcript as partial. Gene Ontology annotation, cellular component: tRNA-splicing ligase complex. NCBI's taxonomy places the organism in Eukaryota, Choanoflagellata, Craspedida, Salpingoecidae. Gene Ontology annotation, biological process: tRNA splicing, via endonucleolytic cleavage and ligation. The transcript is spliced from 4 exons.